CUACGGCUAAUUUCGCAGCGCGCGCGCGACAAUGGCCCGUUUUACGCGGCCGUUUGUGCCGACCUGCAGAUGCUAUCCUUGUGUUUUAAGGUCGCCGAGGCAAGUCUAACUUUUUCGAGAGACCUGCAGGAAUAGAAGCGCAUAAGUGGAGUCGCGCGCGCGUGUGUGUGUAUAUGCAUAGCUCGAUGAGCUUUGGAUCGUCGCACAGCGAUAGCGAAUGUUGGACUGAAACUUUAGACUAGUCUUACUGUGAAAUUGAUUACAAUAUAAUGUGAGAAAAGUUUCAAUAAAAAAUAGCUAAAAAGUCUUAUCGUACUUCUGGAUCACACUGUAGAGAUGACAUUUCCGCUAUACGAACAUUGCUGUUAUCCGUACCGAGAAAUUAAAAAAGUAUUAUCUGUUUUUAUUACGGUUAUUCUUAGCCAAAGUACUAGGCAUUUAAAAACAAAAAUAUAUCGGUUAUAUCAGCAUACUGGCGCACGCUUGAAAAUAAAUAGACUAAUUCCAAUCCCGGUUCGACAGUAUCAGCGAUACGAAUCGCAAAUCGAUCUGCUGAGAAUUAAAGUAAUUGGAUAUUAUCUAAUCUCGUCCGGCCGAAUAUUCAUAUAAACGCGUUAUAGACUGAAUUCUAAGCAGUCAUUCUUUCUCACGUUAACAUCAAAUAUGUAUACGUUGAUGUUAAGUGUGCUCGGCCUUUUGGCCGUUUCGCAAGGUCGUGAAAUCGGCGAUUUUGGACCUAACUCAAGGGUAGUCAAUGGAAUAGAUGCCAACGUUGGCGAAUUUCCAUUCCAAGUUUCUCUACAAAGGAAUGGACGUCAGCACUAUUGUGGUGGAUCUGUUUUAAGUGCAAACUACGUUAUUACUGCUGGUCACUGUGUUUACGGAGAAGAAGUAGAAGAAGUGUCCGCUUUUGCAGGUACGAUAAACAAACAAGAACCGCAUAGCGUCCACCAAGCUAUCGAAUUCAAACUUCACGAGCAGUACAAUCCUAAGAAUCUUGCCAACGACAUAGCUCUGAUUAAGGUUAAACCACCAUUCGAAUUCUCCGAACUUGUAGCCCCAGUUGAAUUCCCAUAUCCCCAUGAAGAAAUCCCCACCAAUACCCCAGUAGUUUUGACUGGAUGGGGAAGACUUAUAUCGUCUACUUCGGCCACUCCCCUAAUUCUUCAGAAAGCUCUAAUUUACGUCGCCGAUCAGGAAUUCUGCCGCGUGAAAAAUGCAGAAGUUAGGCAAAUGGUUCUCAAGACCAACAUUUGCGCUUAUAAUUCCAACGUGAGGAGAGGCCAAUGCAAUGGUGAUUCGGGUGGUCCAUUAUCCAUCGGCAGAAAGCUUGUUGGUAUUGUAUCCUUCUCUUACAAGGAACCUAACCCCAUGUGCGCUAGUACCACCUAUCCAGGAGUUUAUACCAGAGUAUCUGAAUAUAUUGAUUGGAUCGUCGCGCAUGCAACUGUAUAAAGAAUUGAUACAUGCAGUUUUAAUUUCACAAUCAUUUGUUAAUUAUUGAAAAGCCUAUGUAAAUAAAUCUAUCAAUCAUA
Nasonia vitripennis (jewel wasp) is the source of this 1535-nucleotide messenger RNA. RefSeq names its product chymotrypsin-2-like. The record is from RefSeq and is a predicted model, not a curated record. Lineage: Eukaryota; Metazoa; Arthropoda; Insecta; Hymenoptera; Pteromalidae. Gene Ontology annotation, molecular function: serine-type endopeptidase activity. The transcript has 7 exons. Bases 664 to 1455 code for a protein of 263 amino acids. Gene Ontology annotation, biological process: proteolysis.